Messenger RNA from Penicillium odoratum, 2421 nucleotides. RefSeq names its product DUF3824 domain-containing protein. The record is from RefSeq and is a predicted model, not a curated record. Bases 1 to 2421 code for a protein of 806 amino acids. NCBI's taxonomy places the organism in Eukaryota, Fungi, Ascomycota, Eurotiomycetes, Eurotiales, Aspergillaceae. The transcript is spliced from 4 exons.
AUGUCGUACGUCUACAGAGAGCGCGAGCGCGACCGCGACUACGAUGACCGCAACGUCACUAUCAAGCGUUACGUCAUUCCAUCGGAUGAAAGAGAAGAUCGACGAGAAUUCAUAAUGCGAGACGAUGUUUACGACAACGAGCUGGUCAUUCGGCGCAAGACAGAACGCGAGGAACCAGUGUCGAUUCAGCGUUACGAGAGAGAUGUCGAAUAUGAUCUGCCUGUUCGUCGCUACGAGCGAGAAGUUUAUGAACGUGAGUACUCUCCAUUUGCGACUUCCAAACACCACCCUAGGUCCUUGGAAUGCCUGGGCAGACCGUCCAAUCAUUAUUUGUGCCCCCCUGGUCAAGCUCAGCAACUCACAAUCCAUGACCAUGCAGCCCGUUACGUCAGUCCCCGACAAUCAGAGUACGAAGUAGACGAAGAGAUCUACCGCCGCCGUGUGGAUGACCGUCAUUCACGCCGGGAUCUCAGCCCGCGGGACUCGAUCUCACAGGCCAGCCGUCAGCGUGGCCGUACAGACUAUAGCAGCGAUGACGAGUAUUACUAUCACGAAGAGACCCGCACGUAUGAUGGUGAACGUCCGCAUCAUCGCCGCCACUUGGCAGAAGGUGCCUUGGUUGGUGCAGGUGCAGCAGAGUUGUUCCGCAACCACCGCAAGCGUGAAGGUGAGGAAGUCAGCCACGGUAUAAGCCACGCCGUGAAGACAGCUGGCGCUGGUGCAUUGGGUGCGGUGGCUGUUAAUGCUGCCGGGCAUGUCCGCGAUUACUACCGCAGCAAGAGCCGCAGUCGACACCGUGGUCACUCCGACGAUGAUCGUUCUUACCGUCACAGCCACCGCAGCCAUAGCCAUGGCCGUCGCAGCCGCAGCCGCAGCCGCUCUCACUCCCACUCUCGGGCAAAGACCCUGCUAGAGGUUGGUUUAGGCGCUGCCGCAAUCGCCGCCGGUGUUGCAGCUUUGCGCAGCAAAAAAAACGCAGAUGAGCGUACUGGCCGUUCUCGUACCCGUUCUCGCUCUCGAGCCCGCAGUACCGCUCGCUCAGAUAAGGAUUCUGCUCGCAGCGUGUCUCAACGCAACAAGCAUAUGGCGGGUGCCGGGUUGGCCGGUGCGGCUGUUGCAGGACUAGUGGAACAUCACCGAAGCAAAUCGCGCUCUCGCAAGGGUGAACGUUCGCACAGCCGACUCCGACAGGCACUUCCUGUUCUUGCGGCCGGCCUAGGAACCGCAGCUGCCACUGGUAUCUGGGAAAAGAAGAAAGCCGAGAAAGAAGAAAGGGAAGGUCGAAGCCGCGGGACAAGCCGAUCAGGCAGAUCUCGCAGCCGUGGAGCUCCUGACAGCGCGUACCCUGAUCCAACCCGGGACUCUGCAGGUUUGAUCGAGUAUGGCAAGGAUCCCGUUACUGGUAGCAUUCCUGCUGAGCACUACUAUGGCGCUCCGACCAGCCCGGGUCCUGCCUAUUACUCUGAUGGUGCUGAAUAUAGCCGUCGUCAGAGCCGUGACCGAAGCCGCAGCCGGAGCCGCGCUGGACGACGCAAUGACAGCUCCUCUGGCUCAGACAGAUCACGUCGACACAGAAAGCACCGCAGCCGCUCUCGAGAUGUUGCCGGAGCAGCACUGGGCGCUGGAGGCUUGGGAUAUGCGGCACACAAGUACUCCCAGUCUCGCGAGCGUAAGAAGGCUGAGAGAGAACAAGACAGGGCUCGGUAUGAUAAUGUGGAUCACCACGAUCCCUACGAGGAGUCUUAUGACCCGGAGCCCUAUCCUCCUUCUCGUACCGCUCCUAAUUACCAGGAGCCUCCCGCCAACUACUAUCCUAACACCAACUACUUUCCUCCGCCACCAGGAUCAACUACAAAUUUGAAUGCGACAACACCACCACCCAAUGCCUAUAACUAUGGAGCCCCAGGUCCAGGAACCGAGCAAUACGCCCCGCGGCCACGAAGGGUUGAUGAGAAUGUGAGUGCCCAGCGCUCCCUGCCUACUGAUCACCAUACGGAAGAUGAUCUAGCCCAGCAGUCCCAACUAGCCAAAGCCAAGUCCGUCCCGCGAUUCAGUAGCCAAAGCGAACCACUUGCUUCUAAAUCCGUCUCAUUCAACCUGAAUUCAGAAGGAGGAGACGACCGCGGCUAUGAAACUGACGACAGUGAUUCUGCCUUCGAGGGACCCUCUCACCGUCGACGCUCCUCUUCUGUGCCUCACCAAUCUAUGCCCCAUUCCCCUGACCACCGCUCCGGUCAUACACACUCUCACCAUUCAUCGACUCCUCAAACUCCAUCCAAAACAGAGCUAGACUCCGAUUCGACAAUUGACUUGCCCCAGCGAUUUGAUAGAAAAGGUCACCUCCUCAUGGAAAAAGAAGAGGACCCAGCCGUCGCGAAGAUCGAGGACUUUAUCAAUCGUUUUACAAAGGUGCUAUUCUAA